Messenger RNA from Psammomys obesus (fat sand rat), 1376 nucleotides. It is a transcript of the gene CUNH12orf76, whose product is annotated as chromosome unknown C12orf76 homolog. The coding region runs from base 43 to 261 and encodes 72 amino acids. Lineage: Eukaryota; Metazoa; Chordata; Mammalia; Rodentia; Muridae. The transcript is spliced from 2 exons. The record is from RefSeq and is a predicted model, not a curated record.
GGAAGCGGCGUCUGCACGGUCCCUGUGCUGCAGGCUGCAGAGAUGCUGCGUGCGGGGUGGCUGCGGCUGUGUGCUGUGCUCUGCGGUCUCCUGCUUGGCCAGGCCGAGGCCCCGAGCCCCGGGGUGCCGCCGGAGCGGAGCCGGCCCUACGCGGUGCUGCGUGGGCAGAACCUCGUGUUGAUGGGAACCAUUUUUAGCAUCCUGCUGGUGACCGUCAUCCUCAUGGCAUUCUGUGUCUACAAGCCCAUUCGCCGUCGGUGACAGCCAUACAGGAGCGUCCUGCUGCAAGUCUCUGGGACAGGAUAAGUUGGGUUGCACGAGGGCCAAUGGAGGAGGUGGAAUCAGAACUUCUAGGAAGUGAUCUUUGAUCUGGGCAGGUGGUCAAUGCUACAGGGUUUAGAAGAGCAUCUAGUAGUAAUUGUUCCUCUAACAUCAGUUAUUGGCUACUGAGUCGGCUGCUUGAUUUUUUUGUUUCUUUUUGUUUGGCUGUACUGAUUAAAAGUAAAGCCUGAAGCUCCAGGGUUCCCUGUGAAGACGUGUUCAGAAGAACCGCUAAUCACUAAUGCUUGAAAUAGUCAAAGGAAGAUGCAACAUGCCCACCUCCCUGCUCUCAACUGUACUGUCAGUAUAUCGACCGCACGUGGGGCCGACAGCCCGGCAUUCAGGCACUUGCCAACAAGCCUGAUUUGGUUCCUGGAACUCACCUGGUGGAAGGAGAGAGCCGACACCUGUGGGUUGUUUUCUGACCUCCACCCAGGAAUAAGUAAAUUAAAAAAGCCAACAGCACACUUUUGCUCUACUGAGUUGCCCUAGGAUACCCUGGUUGUCACGUUAGUGCUGACAGUGGGGGAGUUUUGCCAUCAUUUCCUGCUGCAUCGGCUCUGAGCCAAAGUUGCAUCCUAGGUCUGUGGUCACGUGCCCCCGGCCUGGGAGGCUCUGGGCUGCACUUGUCUUUUGGAAGAGCAGUUCUGCCUGACCUGACAUAUUCAUGUCCCUCUCACCCAUGGCCUAAAGCUGGCAAUAGUCUCUCGGAUGGGAACCCGAGCCUUCAAUCUCCUUUUCUCCCCGGGUGUAGAGGGUUCAACCGCGUGUGCAGGCUGCUGUGCUUACGAGCUUUCAAGUGCUGCUACUGAACCAGAUUGCCCUGCUGAUUCUUGCCACUGUUAGAGUGGCUAUUACUAUUUAUUUUAAAGCUGCUAGAUUUAAUUUUGUUAUAAGGCUGUAGCGUUUAAUGUGUUUCCCUCAUAGGACUGGCCUUGUUUUGUUUUAAUUUAAUAACCUGCACUGAUGUGAAUUAACUGAUGAACACUGUAACUAUUGGGGUCUUGUGUGUAACCUUGUAACACUGAGCCAUUAAAAUGUCACUGAAAAUUCAA